AUGGCUGACAAGUCAGUAGGCACGAUAAAGGUGAAAUUUAACGGUCAGUUGCUUCAAUUGGAUGGUUUUUCAAAGGAAUCACCCAUAGGAUCUCUCAAAGAGAAACUUUAUGAAUUAACUAAUGUUCCUCCUAAGAAUCAGAAGCUUUUAGGCUUGGUUGUUGAGAGAGGUCAGAUACUCUCCGAUGAGCUUCCUCUUAAGUACUUGGUCCUCAAACCAACAACCAAAUUGAUGUUAAUGGGUAGCACAGAUGAGGAAAGAAACAAAGUUAUCGAACUGUCAAAUAUUGAGCCUCCAGAUGUUAUUGAUGAUUACGAUUUUACAGAGGAGGACUUAGCAGUGUUUAUGAGGCCAGAAAAUCUGGAAAAACUUGCCAAACGGUGUAAUACGUACAAAUUCGUUAAAAUAGCCGAAUUCAGACUUGGUAAACGCCUCCUUGUUCUUGACAUCGACUACACAAUUUUUGAUCACCUAACACCGGCCGAAUCUGUGAAGCACUUGAUGCGACCCUAUCUCAUACCCUUCCUCACGAGAGCCUAUGAAUUCUAUGACAUAGCUAUCUGGUCGGCCACUAGCAUGACAUGGAUCCUGGCCAAAAUAAGUCAAAUGGACCUGAUAUCACAGACUAUUGUGAACAGGGUUCGUCAAAGACGGGUGGAUGCUGAUAACGAGGAUCCAAAUUUUGUUCCCAAUCUGGGUGCAGAUCUCGAGGAUAUGGAUCGGCCCUUUAAAAUUUGUCUGCUGGUUGAUUCUGGAGCCAUGAUUAGUGUCAACCUCCCUGAUCAUGGUGUCAAAGGUGUGAAGCCUUUGGCCGUAAUAUGGCGGAAAUUUCCUCAAUUCGGUCCGCACAACACUAUAAUGUUUGACGAUGUUCGUCGGAAUUUUGCCAUGAAUCCCGGUUCCGGCCUUCGAAUUCAUUCAUAUCGUGACGCAAAUGUGAACUAUGCCGAGGAUAGGGAGUUAGAACACCUCGCGGACUACUUGGAGUUGAUCGCCCUGCGUGAAACUGACUUCCAACGGCUGAACCACGAUAAAUGGAGUCACUACGUGGAGAAGCAUCAGCGUUACCUCUCCAAUCACCAGAAACGAACCUCAGACGAAGCCACUGAGGGGAACUGCGAGGGCCAGGACCAGAAGCGUCCCUCCCUCUCCUAA
Echinococcus granulosus is the source of this 1155-nucleotide messenger RNA. Its product is annotated as Ubiquitin-like domain-containing CTD phosphatase. The record is from RefSeq and is a predicted model, not a curated record. The transcript is spliced from 6 exons. NCBI's taxonomy places the organism in Eukaryota, Metazoa, Platyhelminthes, Cestoda, Cyclophyllidea, Taeniidae. Gene Ontology annotation, molecular function: protein binding; phosphoprotein phosphatase activity. The coding region runs from base 1 to 1155 and encodes 384 amino acids.